GAGUAAGAAUGUGUUAUCUGUUCCUAUUGUAUUUUUCUCUCUUCAUUGUAUCUAUAUGACCAUUAAAGCCUCAAAGGAAAAGACUGAAAGGAAACUUAACUCUUUCUCUUAUUCUACAGUCAACUUUCUACCUAGACCUCCAGGUCAAAAACCCACUCCAGCAUCUGGAAAUAUUGCACCCGUAAUAUUGCCUACCACAGUGGAACCUAAUAAGACUGUCUUUACAAAAACAAGAACCAAAAGUGUGCCACAUCCACCCAGUCCAUCAAAGAACACCAAAACAGAACCUAAGACCUCUGAGACUACAACUUGUAGGGAUCAUGAGAAAGCAGGACAGGAACUUUGUUACGUGUGUAUGCAACGCAGGAAGGCCAACAGUGCACUGUAUUCUAAUGUCAAGUUGAAAAAAGAAGAAGAACAGGACGACCAAAUUCUACAUCAAUAUCAGAUAAUGAAAGACAAGGACACUGAAUUCAAAGACCAGGUAGUAGAAUGCUUGGAUUGA
Messenger RNA from Erinaceus europaeus (western European hedgehog), 505 nucleotides. RefSeq names its product coiled-coil domain-containing protein 81-like. NCBI's taxonomy places the organism in Eukaryota, Metazoa, Chordata, Mammalia, Eulipotyphla, Erinaceidae. The transcript is spliced from 3 exons. The record is from RefSeq and is a predicted model, not a curated record. Bases 56 to 505 code for a protein of 149 amino acids.